UGCGCGCGGUCACGUGACGCCAUGACGUCACCGAGGUGUGAAAGCUGUUUUCACGCCGCUCCGGAUCAGCGACAAUAGAGCAGCGAAGCAGGACCCGCGGCCGCCGGCAGACAGUCCCUAACCCUCUGUUUGCGGUCAUGGAUUUAAGGACGCGAUGGCUUCGGCUCUUCCUACUUGUGUGCUCCGUGCACACCUGCCUGUCCCAGAAAGAGGACAGAGGUUUUACUGGUACAGAGACCGACGACGGGGUGUGGGUCAGCUCCCAAGCCAGAAAGGUCCUGAGCAGCCGUCUCACAACCGUCUUCCUCCCAAUCAUCUACAUCAUCGUGUUCCUCGUGGGGCUGCCCACCAACGCCAUGGCAAUCUGGGUUUUCCUCUUCAGGACCAAGAAGAAGCACCCGUCAUCGAUCUACAUGGCCAACCUGGCUCUGGCCGACCUGCUCUUUGUCAUCUGGGUCCCCUUGAAAAUAGCGUACCACUUCAACGGCAACAACUGGAUCUACGGAGAGGGUCUGUGCAAAGUGCUGGUGGCCUUUUUCUACGGCAACAUGUACUGCUCCAUCGCCUUCAUCGCCUGUAUAAGUGUCCAGCGUUACUGGGCUGUGGUCCACCCGCUGUCCCGGCAGCAGAGGAGCAACUGUGUGGCUGUUUCCGUCUCCGUCACAGUCUGGGUGGUGGUCUGGCUUGUCACCAUCCCCCUCUACCUGUAUGAUCAAGAGGUCCGUGUAACAAAUCUCAACAUCCUAACCUGUCAUGACGUGACCAGGCCCAGCCAGAAGAAAAUAGCGGCGGGCUACUUCCUGACGAUGGGAACACUGGGGUUUGUAGUCCCCACCGUCGUGUGCAUCGUAUCCUACGUCCUCAUGCUCAAGGCUCUGAGGAACAGCAUGGCGGAUCCAGCCAUCGCCAGGAAGCGACGAAAGGCUGUGGUCUUGAUCAUCACCGUGUUGGUCAUGUUUUUGGUGUGCUUCACCCCCAGUAACAUCAUGCUGCUGGUGCACUACAUCCUCCUGUUGGGGGAGGCCCCCAACAACCUGUACGGGUUCUACAUCACCACCCUGUGCGUGGCGAGCCUCAACAGCUGUUUCGACCCUUUUGUUUACUACUUCAUCUCCGAGGAUUUCAGGGAGCACGUGAAGAACACGUUCCUCUGCAGGAGCGAGAGGACAGUGGAGAGGAUGAGGGUCUCCUUCAGCGCUCUGAAGUUCUCCAAGAAGAGCAACGUAUAUUCGUCUGACACGGGGAACACGCAGAGCACUGACUGUUAAUGAAGCGUUGUGGGUUUUUUAAGCUUAUUCCUGAUCAUGAAACUAAGUUAAAAUGUUUUUCUUUUUUAAUUCUUCCGUGACCCCUUCCUUCUGUGUGGAAGAAGCUUUGAGAGUCUCAGAAUCUGCUUUUUUUUAAUUGUCGUAAAUAAAUUCUAUUUUUAUAUCUUUGAUAAUACAACUCUUCUUUUAAUUUAAAGCACCUUGCUUGACAGUUUUAUUUGAUUUCAUUGGGAUAUGAAUGAUCGCCUUUUGUGAUUUUUAAGGUGUCUGAUCUUGUAGUCCGUGCUGUGAUUUGGUUGAGAUGAACUCUGUCAGCUUUUUGAUGUGGUGAAACUAAAAUGGGCAAAAUCCGCCAUGUUGUAGGAUACACGAUACAAGCUUUAAAUAUGUGUAUAUAUCUUGUAUGUGUUUUUUAAAGUAAACAUUUUUACUUGUAUAACUACCUUUUUUAAAGUUUGCCAAUAAAAGUAACCGGCCAACAUCCUGUAUUUCCACCCA
Molecule: messenger RNA, 1766 nt
Organism: Xiphias gladius (swordfish)
Lineage: Eukaryota; Metazoa; Chordata; Actinopteri; Istiophoriformes; Xiphiidae
Gene: f2rl1.1
Product: coagulation factor II (thrombin) receptor-like 1, tandem duplicate 1
Exons: 2
Coding region: 138-1268 (376 amino acids)
Biological process (GO): phospholipase C-activating G protein-coupled receptor signaling pathway; thrombin-activated receptor signaling pathway; positive regulation of Rho protein signal transduction
Cellular component (GO): membrane
Molecular function (GO): thrombin-activated receptor activity
Source: RefSeq, a predicted model, not a curated record